GAAAGCCCACACGAACAGCAGCAGACCCUCCUGCUCUCGCGGAUUAUAACAAACAUCGAGAAACUGAAUGAAGCUGUUAUGAUGAUGAACAGAAACUUGCAGGAGGUCAAUAUCCAGAACAUGAAUGUCGAACUGGUGGCUCAGAUGUUCAAGAACUACCAGUCAAACGUGCUUUUCCACCUUGAAGGUACAAACCGGUUCGACCGCCAAUUG
Messenger RNA from Cladophialophora yegresii CBS 114405, 213 nucleotides. RefSeq lists its product as uncharacterized. Lineage: Eukaryota; Fungi; Ascomycota; Eurotiomycetes; Chaetothyriales; Herpotrichiellaceae. The annotation marks the transcript as partial. The record is from RefSeq and is a predicted model, not a curated record. The transcript has 3 exons. Gene Ontology annotation, cellular component: DASH complex; mitotic spindle. Gene Ontology annotation, biological process: attachment of spindle microtubules to kinetochore.